UUUUUCRGGCUCGAUCAGCAAAGCAACCUCAUCAGUAGGUUUUUCCUUCAGUCUCCUAUUAAGAAGAGCCAUUUUGGAUCAAACAAAUUCACAAUCUCGAGUAGAAAACACGAAGUUGAAAAGUUACUUCUUCCGAAACCUCACUUUAUUUGUCCUGACAAUUUUGGAAUGAACCACAUGACUGGCGUUACCAUGGCUUUUAUUUAUGGUAAACUGUGCCAAAUAAGGUUAUCUACGUCAAACUAACUUUAUAAAUAUUCAUAAAUCAUUGCGUUAUGCAUGACAUGUCACACAUUGCUAUCGAAUUCCAAUAUUUGGUAGUAAAUUUCAGUAGUAUAUGUAAACACACUUUCUUUCGAUGCCUUCGUGAAGUCUACUGAAGGAAAAUAGUACAAAAAUGGCCCUGAAGUUUUCUUCAAGCUUGAGCUUUAUGUUUCAAGAGUACGAAAAUCUGACAGAUAGAUAUUUCGCCGCAAAAAGGGCAGGUUUUACAGCUGUUGAAGUUGGUGAUCCKUAUGCCAUACCCAUCGAUGAACUAGUUCAAGCAAGAGAAGAAGCUGGAGUUGAGCAAGUUUUAAUCAAUGCAUUUAAAGGGGACACAGCAGGGUUAGCAGCYGUGCCAGGGAAAGAGGAGGAUUACAAACAAUGUCUUGAGCUGUCAAUCAAAUAUGCGGAGGCCCUGAGGUGUAAAAGGAUUCAUCCUCCAUGUGGAGCAAUGACCGACGAAGAGGCCAAACAUGAAAAUGUCAAAGAACUUUGGGAAAAAACAUAUAUUAAGAAUCUAAAAUAUUCAGCACAAAGACUUCAAGAGGCUGGGAUUAUGCUGCUAAUAGAACCUGUGACAACAAUCCCAAAUUGUUUUCUAUCUCAAACAAAACAAGCAAUUGAUAUAAUAAAGAAAGUUGAUCAUGAAAAUGUUAAACUUAUGCUGGACUUAUUUCAUGCACAGAGAGGUCAUGGCAAUCUUACACAAACAAUACAAGAUUAUAUGCCAUAUAUUGGUCAUAUUCAAAUAAGUCAAGUUCCAAAUCGAUGUGAACCUGAUUCUGAUGGUGAAAUAAACUACCCUUACAUUUUCCAUCAAAUUGCUAAACUUGGUUACCAGGGUUGGAUAGGUUGUGAAUAUACUCCAAGAGGAAAAACUGAAGAUGGUCUUGGCUGGUUAAUACCUUACCAAGUCCCAUCAAAAUCUCUUGUUGAURCCUAAACCACAUAUCUGGACAUUACAAAAGAAAACUAUGUUUUGAUGAUGGGCUUCCUGUGUUGUAAAAACAACAGGACACCCAAACCAUAAGACAUACCAUGCCAGUCACAGAACACAGAACGAAAAAAAAAAGAAACAUUUCAAGAGUAAAUUUCGUUUAUUUUUAUUUAAAUUGUAAACAUUUAAAGGAACAAAAUCUAGCAAAUUUUAUUAGUAAAUAUUAAUG
Messenger RNA from Exaiptasia diaphana, 1430 nucleotides. Its product is annotated as putative hydroxypyruvate isomerase. NCBI's taxonomy places the organism in Eukaryota, Metazoa, Cnidaria, Anthozoa, Actiniaria, Aiptasiidae. The coding region runs from base 398 to 1207 and encodes 269 amino acids. The transcript is spliced from 9 exons. Gene Ontology annotation, biological process: glyoxylate metabolic process. The record is from RefSeq and is a predicted model, not a curated record. Gene Ontology annotation, molecular function: hydroxypyruvate isomerase activity.